Molecule: messenger RNA, 462 nt
Organism: Cadophora gregata
Lineage: Eukaryota; Fungi; Ascomycota; Leotiomycetes; Helotiales; Ploettnerulaceae
Exons: 1
Coding region: 1-462 (153 amino acids)
Source: RefSeq, a predicted model, not a curated record
AUGUUCUCCAAACCCCUCCAAUUCAUCCUCGCACUCAGCUGCGCCACAUCCCUUGUAGCAGCUCAAGCCACUGAACCUCUCACCCCAGCAAUCAUCACACACACAUUCUCAGCCUCACCCUUCUCUCUCCCUCCAUCUCUAGCAACCAUCGGCACCUCACUCACACCAGCUAUCAUCACCAAUACAUUCUCCGCCUCGCCAUUCACUUUGCCUCCGUCUUUAGCAACUAUUGGUGUUAGUUCGAGUGCUACGGCGUCGUCGUCUCGGGUGUCUACGACGACAAGUGCGGCGCCGUCUUCAAGUGUGAGCGGGAGUGGGACUCGGACGACUUCACAGACGCCGACGGGGACGGAAUCAGCGGCGACGACGAGCUCGAGUAGUGCGGCUAGGAAACUUGAUCAGGGGGUUUGGCUUGGGUCGGUGAUUUUGGGGGUCUCGGGGUUGUUGGGGUAUUUGGUCUGA